AUGUUGGACUAUGAAUGGGGUAACCCAUCUAACAUCAUGCUUACCGGAAAUGAAGAUAACUCCGCCGCAGCUUCCGAUCAAACCCACCGUCAAAUCUUCGACCACUAUGCUUCUCAAGCUAUGCUAUCUGAGAAUUACUUAAACGGGUCUGGGCAUGGGCUUGCCAUCAACAUGAACAACUGUGAUUUCAACCACCUACAGCAGCAGCAACAACAACAACACUUUAGCCCACAAGCCCAGCAUCAUCAUAUGCAUCACUCUUUCUUCGACCCACGGGCUUUUCAGGGUGGUUCUUCAACAAACUCAUACCCUCCACCUCAACCAUCACAGCAUCCGUUGCUUUCUCUAGACCCACUUCCUCAAAACUGUGGGCAUGGACAUGGGCCUGGACUCCUUGUCCCGAAAUCAGAGGAUAUUAACAGGCCCAUGGACUUUGUCGGCUCUAGGAUUGGGCUUAACCUUGGUGGCCGUACUUAUUUCUCCUCUUCCGAAGAUGACUUCGUGAGCCGACUCUACCGCCGGUCUAGACAGCCUGAACCGGGUUCACACGGGUCUUCCAACUCGCCUAGGUGCCAGGCCGAAGGAUGCAAUGCUGAUCUGUCUCAGGCGAAGCACUACCACCGCCGACAUAAGGUUUGCGAGUUUCACUCCAAGGCAGCCACCGUCAUCGCCGCUGGGUUAACUCAGCGAUUCUGCCAGCAAUGCAGCAGGUUUCAUCUUCUUUCUGAGUUUGAUAAUGGAAAACGUAGCUGCAGAAAGAGAUUAGCUGAUCAUAAUCGUCGCAGAAGAAAAACUCAACACCCAAAUACUCAAGAAAUUCACAAAUCUCAAAACACUUUGGAAAAUGCUGCUACAAGAUCUCCGCCGGAGUCGGGAACUCAGUCUUCAUCAUCGGUGACGGUGGCGGUUUCUCCGCCGGAUUAUUUUCGACAAAGGUCGUAUCAAAGCCCAAGCCCAUCAACAAUAUCAAGCUCAAUGUUUUUCUCAACUGGGUAG
Vicia faba (fava bean) is the source of this 996-nucleotide messenger RNA. NCBI's taxonomy places the organism in Eukaryota, Viridiplantae, Streptophyta, Magnoliopsida, Fabales, Fabaceae. The record is from the annotation of a GenBank genome assembly.